AUGAUCAUUAUUAAGUUGCAACAACAUUAUUUUUAUGGCGUGAACCCUGACCUCAGUUCUCCUCUGUCUGCCUUCCAGGCUCUGAGACUGUGGUUGAAGAUGUAUUUCAGAAGGUGGUUGGCAGUGUUCUUCUUCCUCCUCUUCAUUGUGUCUGUGUUGAUGAUUAGCACACUCCCCUUGCUCCCUUUGGAGAGCCAGAGGCUGUCUCAACGUGGACUUCGUGCCGCUAUCCACGAUGGGAGACAAAGAAGGGAUCCUACUGCACGCUUCCUUCCUCUUCCACUGGAUCUCACCCAGAGGGCCUGGAAGUUUAUUCAUCCACUGAGGGAGUUUCCAACAAGUCAGUGGGAAAUUGAUGAUGACCAAAUUCUACAGAAAGAUGGGAUACAUAAGCUUUAUCGAGCUGCCAUAAAGGAUCACCAGAGCAACGUAACUUCAGAUGUGGCUCCUAGGAAAGCCAAAGGCAAGUCCUCUGGCAGCAGGGAGAAGCAACAUCCACAGCGAUUUGCAACAGAUGUGAAAGGAAGGCAGGGAAGUGGGCAGGCUAACCACAGUAGUUCUUUCAUCUCUGUCCAGCGACCUCCCCCCAGACAAGGCUUACAAGCUGUGAUCAGGCCUGGGGUGACAUUUGCUACACAGAAGUACCCUGCAAGCCAGGAUACAUCAAAGAGCAAGUGGACACCAAGUGGCCCAAAAGCCAACACACCUGCUGGUAAGGUGAUUGAACAUCGGCAGCCUGGGACAGGGAGAGCUGCCAGAGACUUCAGGAAACAUAGCAGGCAGUCAAAGCCCAUGGGUAGGAAAAGGCAACAUGUCUUUGCUCAAGAAGGAGACACGACCCAGGAAGGGGCUGAGAAGGAGGACGUCACCUGGUGUAGGAAGGUGAAUGAAGACACCUUCUCGGGCAAAAGAAAUCGGAACCUUGGGUCUCGAGCUGUGAAACUUCCCUGGCUCAGCAGUGAGGACAUCCAGAGGAUGGAAUUGCUGACGAGCGGCGUGGUAGUCAGUAAAUCCAGAGUGCCCGCCCAUGGCCAGGUGCUACAGGUGGGGCUGGAUCAGGGCAGCCAAGCGGUCCAGCCUGGUGACCACAGGCACCGCUGCCAACAAGGUCUCUGUGGCCUGAUCAAACGUCCUGAUGAUUGGUUUGAGGUGUUCGCCUUCCACUUAGACAGGGUGCUGGGGCUGAACAGGAGUCUGCCAGCAGUGUCCAGGAGGUUCCGCAGUGACCUCCUGCCCUACAAGUACACCACCGGCACAGCCCGGCCCGUGGUGUGGUGGGACCCGGACAUCCAGCACCUUGCUGACAUUGAUAACGACCAGAACUCCUUCCCGCUCACUUGGCUGCAGUACCAGGCCCUGCUGAAAGCAAAGUGUGACAGUAAGGAGUCCCCUGCUAACUCCUCACCUUGCAUUGGUGUUCACCACUCAGAGUGGGGGCGAUUGGCAUUGUUCGACUUCCUUCUUCAGGUGAAUGACCGACUCGACCGCAAUUGCUGCGGGUUCAAGCCUGAUCUUUCUGAGUCCUGUGUGGAAAACCUCCUACGCGCAAAGUGCAGAAACCCCAAAGACUUACUGCUGGUCCACAUCCUGGUGAGGAAGGCUGAUCCAUCCAGACUGGUGUUCAUUGACAAUUCAGGCAGACCCUAUCAGUCACAUGACAACCUCAAUUUCCUCUUGGUAGAAGGCAUCGAUGAGUUCCCAGAGAGAGCAGUGUCUGUGCUCAAGUCGGGCUGCCUGGAGCCCAUGCUCUUGCAGUCGUUGUACACAGACAGGGAAUUCUGGGAGAGUCGAGGGGGCCUGCAGGGACUCGGGCCGCUGAUCCAUACGGUGGAGAAGAGGGGAAGGACUCUACUGCGCCACAUUGAGGACAGGAAACUGAAGCUCAACCGUGACCUGUAAGGGUAGCUGGGGUACAGGGCUCUGAGAUACCGAGCACCUGACCUCUGACCCCUGAAGACCCAGAAAGGCCAGGAUGCAAGGACUGGGUCUUUCUUUUUUUUGUUCCUCAUGGAAGCUGGCAGUUCCAUUUCAGAGUUUUAUUCCGAGGGCAACCUUGCAGCUGCAGGGUCUUCCAUUUCAAUUUAUGUUGCUGUUGAGUUUACAAACCUUUCUUCAUGACCUUUUGUGGGCUUCCUCCAGGUUCUGCUGUUUUCUCCCAUAGUCUACAUUGACUGGUGUCCAGGGUGCAGACCAUGGCUCCUGACAUCUCACGACAGACUGUGGCCCACUUUGACCUCUUGAGCAUAAACUGAUCCAUGAAAGUGAGGGUGAAUUUGUGAAUAAGCCAUGCCUUGGUAUAAAUAUUGCUGGUUUUCACAAAACCAAGUUCUAAUUCUCUAUUGUUUAAUUAUCACUGGAUAUGAAAAACGUGUUGAGAUUUAGACACAGUAUAACAUACUGGAGCUUAAUGUGUUUUUGCACCUUAGUUUAACCAAAAAGUGUCAAUACACGAAUAUUAAAAACUGCAGAAUUUAAACAUCCAG
This is a messenger RNA of Scleropages formosus (Asian bonytongue), 2483 nucleotides long. It is a transcript of the gene gask1a, whose product is annotated as golgi associated kinase 1A. Gene Ontology annotation, cellular component: Golgi apparatus. Bases 1 to 1899 code for a protein of 632 amino acids. The record is from RefSeq and is a predicted model, not a curated record. The transcript has 4 exons. NCBI's taxonomy places the organism in Eukaryota, Metazoa, Chordata, Actinopteri, Osteoglossiformes, Osteoglossidae.